AUGCUGUACCUGGUUGGCCUUGGGCUGUCAGACGAGACGGAUAUCACCGUCAAGGGUCUAGAGGUCGUGAAGAAGGCCUCGCGCGUCUAUCUUGAGGCAUAUACCAGCAUUUUGCUCGUUGACCAGAUGGUUCUGGAAAAAUACUAUGAGCGUUCAAUCAUCCUCGCCGAUCGAGAAAUGGUCGAAUCCAACAGCGACGAAAUUUUACGCAAUGCGCAAGACGAGGAUGUCGCAUUUCUAGUCGUUGGGGAUCCCUUUGGUGCGACAACCCAUACCGACCUCGUUCUCCGCGCGCGCGAACUCAAUAUUCCUGUACGAACUGUUCCGAAUGCAUCUAUCAUGUCUGGCAUUGGCGCAUGCGGCCUCCAGCUCUACAACUUUGGUCAGACAGUAUCCAUGGUUUUCUUCACAGACAACUGGAAGCCCUCCUCGUUCUACGACAGAAUAAGAGAGAACCGCCAAAUCGGUCUGCACACGCUUGUUUUAGUCGACAUCAAGGUCAAGGAACAGAGCUUGGAGAAUCUUGCGCGAGGCCGCAUGAUUUUCGAGCCUCCUCGCUACAUGACGGUGGGCCAAUGCGCCCAGCAAAUGAUUGAAGUCGAAGAGGAGCGCAAAGAUGGUGUCUGUACCCGCGAUUCGCUCGCAAUUGGCGCAGCCCGCGUCGGCGGCAAGACGGAAAAGUUUAUAGCGGGCACACUGGAAGAGCUGUGCUCCCAAGAUGACGAGUUUGGUCCGCCGUUACACAGCCUUGUUCUGCUGGGCCGAAGAGCGCAUGAGCUGGAAAAUGACUUUGUCCGUCACUUCGCCGUUGAUAAAGAGAAGUGGGACAGAAUAUGGAAAGAGGAAUAUGGGAAACAAUAG
Messenger RNA from Cordyceps militaris CM01, 861 nucleotides. RefSeq names its product diphthine synthase. Bases 1 to 861 code for a protein of 286 amino acids. The transcript is spliced from 3 exons. The record is from RefSeq and is a predicted model, not a curated record. Lineage: Eukaryota; Fungi; Ascomycota; Sordariomycetes; Hypocreales; Cordycipitaceae. Gene Ontology annotation, molecular function: diphthine synthase activity. Gene Ontology annotation, biological process: protein histidyl modification to diphthamide.